Molecule: messenger RNA, 300 nt
Organism: Pseudocercospora fijiensis CIRAD86
Lineage: Eukaryota; Fungi; Ascomycota; Dothideomycetes; Mycosphaerellales; Mycosphaerellaceae
Exons: 2
Coding region: 1-300 (99 amino acids)
Cellular component (GO): membrane
Source: RefSeq, a predicted model, not a curated record
AUGCUAAUACAAACAUCACCAGAUAUCUACAUCGUCAUCCUCGCAUGGGCAAUAACAUUCACCAUCGUAGCGGCCCUACUACUUAGUCUUGGAUUUGGUCCAGUGGGGUUUAUCGCAGGUUCUGCUGCUGCAGCUUUUCAAAGCUGGGCGUAUGGAGGUUUUACGCCUGCCGGAGGGAUCUUUGCGACGCUCACGAGUCUUGCGAUGUUGGGAUGUCUUGUUCCGCCUGUGGCGCUUAUUGCUUCGGUGGUGGCUACGAUUGUUGCGGGGAUUGUUGCGGGGUGUGGUGUUGGACGGUAA